Messenger RNA from Tripterygium wilfordii, 723 nucleotides. Its product is annotated as pathogenesis-related protein 1-like. Gene Ontology annotation, cellular component: extracellular region. The transcript has a single exon. Bases 61 to 558 code for a protein of 165 amino acids. Lineage: Eukaryota; Viridiplantae; Streptophyta; Magnoliopsida; Celastrales; Celastraceae. The record is from RefSeq and is a predicted model, not a curated record.
AUUUUCUUACACCCAAGUUUCUUAAUUUCUCCCCUUCACUCGAUAAACUAUUCAACCACUAUGAAGAUAAUUAGCCAAGCAACUAUCGUUGGCCUCAUAGGGUUAGCCUUGCUAGCCCAUCUCUCUGGUGCCCAAAACUCCCCACAAGACUAUGUCAACGCUCACAAUGCCGCUCGUGCUCAGGUGGGUGUCGGUCCGAUAAGAUGGGACAACAACGUGGCGGCCUACGCGCAAAAUUACGCGAAUAGGCACAAGGGUGAUUGCAGAUUGGUGCAUUCCGGUGGACAAUAUGGUGAAAACCUAGCUGGAAGUAGCGGUGACUUGACAGGAACAGCCGCGGUGAACAUGUGGGUGGGUGAGAAGCCCUUCUAUAACUAUAAUUCCAACUCUUGUGCUGCAGGAAGAGUAUGCGGGCAUUAUACUCAGGUGGUUUGGCGUAACUCGGUCCGAUUGGGGUGCGCUAAGGUUCGAUGCAACAACGGGGGCACUUUCAUCACCUGCAACUAUGAUCCUCCAGGCAAUUACAACAAUCAACGUCCAUACUCAGACGUUAUAUAAGACUAGAUGGGUGAAUAUAUAUAUAUACAUAUGUGUGUGUGUGUAUGUAUGUGACUAUUAACUAAGUAGAUGUUGUAUUACUACCUCCCAAUUGUUUGUUAUGCCUGCGAAGUACAUACCUUUUGGGGGAUGAGAAUAAAACAACAUGAAUGAAUUCCAAAUAUA